Messenger RNA from Pseudocercospora fijiensis CIRAD86, 957 nucleotides. RefSeq lists its product as uncharacterized. The transcript is spliced from 3 exons. NCBI's taxonomy places the organism in Eukaryota, Fungi, Ascomycota, Dothideomycetes, Mycosphaerellales, Mycosphaerellaceae. Bases 1 to 870 code for a protein of 289 amino acids. The record is from RefSeq and is a predicted model, not a curated record.
AUGCAGACACUAUCACUCCUCUUCUUGCUUGGUGUGGCCGUCCGAUCAUCAUUCAUCCCAGAAUGUGCAAGCACAUGCGUGGGCGACGCAAUCGACAAUUCAUUAUGUUCCUCUGCGGAUACAGCUUGUAUCUGCGAGUCUAGGGGCUUCCAGUCUGACCUGCGUGCAUGCAUUGAGGUCAAUUGUGAAGAAGAGGAUCAAGAAUAUGCCAUUGCGCAUACCGACCAAUUCUGCGCAGCCGUACAAGGUCAUAAGCCAGGUCUUCGAGCUCGUGAUGCUGCACCAGAGCCGGAGCCUGCUGCCGCUGCAGAGGCAGAGGCAGAAGCGUGGGGACUUCCCGGUCGUUAUCAGAACGACCGAGGCGGCCGCCAGAGCUGGUGGAGAUGGGGACAGCAGCAGGGUAAGGAACAACCGCAUCAUGAGGAUGGGGUGAGGGAGCAUGGAGGCAACAAGUGGGAUGGUGGCCGCGAACAUCGUCCUAACGGUUACAACGGGGGCAAGCAUCACCAACCUACGCCGACCAAGAAGCAUCACAAGAAGCCGCACAAGCCCAAGAAGACUCAUCACAAGAAGCCUCAUCCAAAGAAGCCUCACAAAACCCAAAAGACGCACAAGCCCCACAAGCCGACCCAACCACCUCCACAUCCAUAUCCUCACCCAACACCGACACCAACGACUUUGUCGACCACAUGCACAACGACGAAGUCGCAGCCAGACAAGCCACAUACGCCCAUCUCUUAUCCUACUCAUUCAACUCGCAAACAUCACACAACCAAAACUCGCAAGCAUCACACAACCAAGACUCACAAGACGCACUCAUAUCCUACACAUACGCGAUAUUCUCAUACAACUCCGGUCACGGUCUAUUAAGCGCGAAAGGCAUGUCACGGUGUUGGAAGGUUGCAUCGAUCGCGUUAGAGCGAAAUUUCGUAUGAACGACUAUACACUCGCAGUCCC